Molecule: messenger RNA, 1746 nt
Organism: Vollenhovia emeryi
Lineage: Eukaryota; Metazoa; Arthropoda; Insecta; Hymenoptera; Formicidae
Exons: 1
Coding region: 1-1746 (581 amino acids)
Biological process (GO): proteolysis
Molecular function (GO): aspartic-type endopeptidase activity
Source: RefSeq, a predicted model, not a curated record
AUGACUACCUGUGCACAUCACCAGGGGUUCUCUUCGUUACCACGAAGACAAAUCUUUCUUGCCACGAGUCGUGCAGUUAUACAACACGAAAAUAGAGCCACUUAUCCUGUGCGUUUACUUAUUGACCAAGGGUCAGAGCUUUCUUUUGUUUCUGAGGAGGUAGUGGAUCGUUUGAAACUACCAAGAAGAGCUGCAGCUAUACCACUCGUGGGGAUAGGAGGUUCUCAUUUUGGAAAGACCCGUGGUCUCGUAACUCUUCGUCUUCGUUCUUUACAUGAUAAGUUGUCUUCGUGUACGUUUAACACAUUCGUUUUAUCUCGCCUCUUAGUUAAGUUGCCUUCUUUUCCAGUGAGUUCUCGUUCAUGGCCUCAUAUUAAAAAUCUGCCUCUCGCAGAUCCAGAAUUCUAUCGUUGUGGUCCUGUGGAUAUCAUUAUCGGUUCAGAUAAUUACGGUUCCAUAAUUUUGAAGGGUUUGAUCAAGGCAAAUCAACACGAGCCUAUAGCCCAGAAAACCAUUUUUGGUUGGAUCCUUUCCGGUCCGUCUGGUUCUUUAAACGAUAAUUCUAGCGAAGCCAUCGAUUUUCAUUGUUCCACCGACCAAGAUUUGCACAAUUUGCUAGCUAGAUUUUGGACACAGGAGGAUUUACCUUCUUCUAUCAGUGCGUCACUAAGCCCAGACGAAGUGGAUUGUGAAAAUCAUUUUUUAUCUACGCACACACGUAACCCGUCAGGUCGCUUUAUUGUUCGGCUUCCUUUGAAAUCACCUUCUAGUUUACUGGGAGAUUCGAGGGAGACCGCCCUCCGCUGUCUAUGGAGAAUCACGAAGCGUCUUUCAUCUGAUUUACCAUAUAAACGCCUGUACGAAAAUUUUAUUCAAGAAUAUCGAGCGCUUGGUCACAUGGUAGAAGCAACUCUUCCUGAUAAUUUUGCCAAUAUUUAUUAUUUGCCACAUCAUGGGAUUCUCAAACAAGAAGGGGAUAAUUCGAAGAUCCGAGUCGUCUUUAAUGGCUCUAGUCGCACGAGUAGUGGAGUUUCUCUCAACGAGAUUCUGCACUCAGGCGCGAAGCUUCAGACGGAUAUUGCUGACAUUCUAUUGUGGCUCCGCAUACACCGAUAUCUUUUUUCUGCCGAUAUAGAGAAAAUGUUUCGACAGAUAGCGGUCCAUCCGGAAGACUGGAAUUAUCAGAGAAUUAUUUGGUUCGGACCGGAUCAACAACCUGUUGACUUCUGCUUGACCACGGUUACGUACGGACUAUCGUGUGCACCCUUUCUCGCUUUACGUUGCUUACAACAACUCGUCCACGAUGAUGGUCCGAAAUUUCCAAAGGCGAUACUUCCUAUGACUAAAGGUCGUUAUGUAGAUGAUAUAUUCGGUGGGGCAGACACUAUUGAUGAAGCAAAGGAGAUUGCUCAUCAAGUCAACGAGCUGUGUAAAUUGGGGGAGUUUUCUCUUCGAAAAUGGAGUGGAAAUCGACCAGAGUUGUUACCUUGUACUCUAACGUCCGACUCUAAUAAUUCUCCUGUGGUUGAUAUCAAUUUGUCACCGGUCAAGGUCUUGGGUCUCGUGUGGAAGCUGGAAUCAGAUAUUUUCAUUUUCUAUGGGCAGCCUUUACAUACGGACAAAUUAUCGAAGAGGAUUAUUUUAUCAGACCUUUCCAAAGUAUACGAUCCUCUGGGUCUCGUGGCACUGAUAAUAAUUAGAGGGAAAAUUAUCAUGCAGGAACUCUGGUUGCUGAAAUCCGGUUGA